Schistosoma rodhaini is the source of this 3111-nucleotide messenger RNA. Lineage: Eukaryota; Metazoa; Platyhelminthes; Trematoda; Strigeidida; Schistosomatidae. The record is from the annotation of a GenBank genome assembly.
AUGAUGAUUAAUUCCAAUGGUGAUAGAAAACCUCGGAGAUCGUCAUUAAAGUUUACAUUCGAUCCGGUGAACAAUGCAUCUGAUGGUAUUGUAUCAUCUAGGGGUUUAAAUAGACGAGUUUCAUUCUCUCAAUAUGUUUUUGUUUUGGGGGACGAAGAUGAUGGUUCUCAAAUGUGUGUUAGUCGUUUCAACUCGAAUAUAUCUGUGGAAGAUGAGUUUUCUGUGAACUCCAAUAUUACUACUACCACUAAUGAUAUCAAUAAUAAUAGUAAUAAUAAUAAUGGCUAUAUUAAUGAUAACAAUAAUAACAGUAGCAAUGUUAAUAAUAAUAUGGAAAGUGUCACAUCGAUAAGUGAUGUUUCUAUGGAAUUAUCCCAUGAUUCUUGUUUAAAAGUUGAACACGGUGAAUCGUUCAAUGAACAACAAAACACGAAUAUGGAAAUAGAUGAUAAUAGUGAUGAUAGUCAAACAUUAUCCCCUAAAUGUAGUUCCUUGGAAUCAGUUACUAUUUCUAGUGUAGAUGAAAUGAUUGUACAAAAUGAAUUAAGUUAUACGCCUAGAUAUCAUCAUGAUGUUUCAGAUAUGGAAGUACAAAGCAGCAUAUGUCCAUUACCAGUACCACUUAAUGAAGAAUUGUGUAAUAUGUCUAUUAUCUCCACUGAUGAAUUGAAUUUUUCUACCAAUAAUGAUGGGAACAUUGAUAAAAAUGUACCUGAUGAUAGUUUACCUAAUAAAAAUCAUUCCCAGUCUUUAUAUCAUAAUGAUGUAUCAGAAAGUACUCCAACAAUCGAAAAUAACGAGGAUGUAAAUCUUGAAAAAAUCGGUACACCAUCGUUCAGGUCACCUCAUUUUCUACCGUCUACAAGUACGAUGAUGACAGAUGUAUUAGUAAAUCCAUUAUUAUCGUGUAAACGACCUGUAUCGGUUGUUAAAAUGCCUUUAAUCAAUUUGAAUCUAAGUAAUUCCUUACCACUGACAAGAAGACAAUGUAAUGUCAAUAAUAAUCUCCAAUCGGAUGUUGAUAAAACGCCAAAACCUUCUGAAUCAGAAAGAAUUACAUUUGUUAGCCUAAUUAAUACACCACUACGUCAAGCAAAUAUCGGUGAUAAUACCAGUGUUAAUUUAACUUCCGUAAAAAAAGUGGUUCGACCGAAAACUUUCAGAGAUGUAAAUGAGUAUAAGCCAGAACGGCUCUUAUCGAGUACCAGACGAUUACAUAAUCAUCUGCACAAUCAGCUAGUUGAAAGUCAACUUGAAGCUGUCAUCGAUCAUAUUAAAUAUAAUUUUUCUGAUAUUAAAAGUAUUAUGAAUUUCUUGCGUAAAAAUGAAUAUAUCGAUUUCAACUUGGAAAAAUUGGAUAAAUCAACAUUGUUAACUGAUUUAGAACGAUAUGGAUCAGAUGAAUACUUGCAAUUGCAAAACCAACUAAACUUACAUCUCUAUGACAAAUUAGUUAGACGACGAUUUGCUAUUGAAACUGAAAAUAUUAAUCGAUUGGAAUUCUGGAAACGUUUAUAUUUAAAACGAAUCAGUACUGUAUUAAUUUCACCUCAAUUAAAAUCAGUUAUGAAGAACAUAUCUGAAAUGAAUUUGAUAGAGCAUUUAAAAUUUGUAGCUGGUACAGUACAAUUAUAUCAUACUUGUUCAAAAUUUGCUCAACAAGAAAUUUAUCAAAUUAUCGAUGAGAAUAUAUCUGCUCGUAACUCAGAAUUAAAUUUAGAAAUUGAUGACUUACAACAAUUGAAUGAUUAUCUUGAAUUUAUGAUAAGUCAAAAACAAUCUGAACUAAAAAAGAAACGACAAGAACAGGAACAGUUAUUAGAAUUCGAAAUGUAUGCCAAAGAAGCACUUCAAAAACUUGAUAGAAUCAAACAAGAAAUUGAUGAAACCACACAACGUCAGAUUGUGAUACGUCAAUCAAAUGAAAAGUUAUUCAAAAGAAAACAAUAUUUAGAAAAAAAGUUGAAAGAAUUAUCCGAAAAAAAACGUCAAGAGGAAUUAUAUUAUUCAGGUACUCUAUUGAAUCGUUCUGUUGGUUGUACAGAAUUAUUUCCUAUACCGAUUAGUGAAACACCCAUUAACAAUGAUAACAAACUUAAACCAACAAGCACGGGAAAAUUAAUAAAUUUAUUUUCACCUUGUCGUAUAACAUGUACGUCAUUUGAAAAAGAUAAUCAUAUUUAUGAAGUAUCAACAUUAUUUGGUCUAGUGAAUUUCAUAUUAACUUGUCAAGUAUGCAAUAUGUUAGUGGAUGACACUGAUAGAAAGAAUAAUAAUAAUCAUAAUCAAUGUAAUGAAAACAUUGACGAUAAUGAUGGUGAUGGUGACGAUGAUGAGAAAGAAGAAGGAGAAGAUGAUGACGAUGACGAUGAUGACGACAUGCAGAUAACACUUAAUCCGGAAAAUUUGAAAGUGAUCAGUGUACAAGUUGUCGCACCAACGGAUGUUGAAUGUCCAGUGGAGUGUCCACCUGUUGAAUCAGUUACUCGUACUUUUAUUGAAUAUUUAAAUACAACUGGAUCUGAAAGUUUACGUACACGAUGUAUUGGGUUUACAAUGGCUGAUGUAAUUGAAACCAUUGAAACAAUCAUUGUUCCGUUUAUGGUUUUGGCCAGUGAUUUACGUUGUUUAUGGUUAGCUAAAUAUGAUGUGAAUUUUGGUAUGACAUCAAUAGAUGAUCAAUUAUUUACUGGUUGUUAUUUUACACCAAAGAAAUUACGUCAUUUAAUUGGACAAACACCGCGAUCUACAGCGGUUCAAUCUUCACAUAGAACACCAUUUCAAUCAAAACAAUUACAUCAGCAAUCGUUUAUUGGUGAAAGUAUAAUACCUGUUAAAAAGUCAUUAUCAUUUUAUGAAUACUUAACACCAUCUGGACCAUUUAGCAUAACUGUAAAAGUUUCUACACGUAACUAUCGUAUAAUGGUACGAUUCACUUUAAUGUCUUUGGAUUACAUGGAUUCCAGUCAAGGAUCUGUUGAAUAUGAAAUCUUAAGAGGAAAAUUAAGAACUGAAAAACUGGAAGAAUAUUUUAAAACAUGUAAACCGACUUGUGGAAAUUUGUACAGUAUUAUAUUAAAUCUUCAAUCAUUUUUAUCAUCUACUAUUUGA